GGGCCAAACCUGCCAACUUGUCAACCAAGCAUUCAAAAUGUCGAUGUUCAGACCGAAGAAACUAGACCUUGGCGGCUUUAUCAAUGCCCGCGUCGUUCGCGAUUACACCAAGCGCAAGGUCUUCGAGCAGCAUGAACCCGAAAGACAAGCUCUUCGUUACAUCAUUCGCAACACUUCCCUGCCGCAGCGUGUCCGCGCCCAGGCCCAGCUCCAGCUCGCGCAGAUGCACGCCUACACUCGUUCCACCCAGAUCAAGAACCGAUGCGUUGCAGGAGGUAUCGCGAGAAGUGUUUUCCGCGACUUUAGAAUUGCUAGAUACCAAUUCCGGUUACAAGCUUUGGCCGGCGAGCUUCCUGGAGUGAAGAAGGCAAGCUGGUAAUGCUAUUCUGGAUGGAUUCUGUAUAUUGUUGAGCAUGAAAUUUCCGGCCCGGCCGCUUUUCGUCAAGGCGUUUAAUUUAUG
Penicilliopsis zonata CBS 506.65 is the source of this 460-nucleotide messenger RNA. RefSeq lists its product as hypothetical. Gene Ontology annotation, cellular component: mitochondrial small ribosomal subunit; ribosome. Bases 38 to 379 code for a protein of 113 amino acids. The transcript has 3 exons. NCBI's taxonomy places the organism in Eukaryota, Fungi, Ascomycota, Eurotiomycetes, Eurotiales, Aspergillaceae. Gene Ontology annotation, biological process: translation. Gene Ontology annotation, molecular function: structural constituent of ribosome. The record is from RefSeq and is a predicted model, not a curated record.